This is a messenger RNA of Polyodon spathula (Mississippi paddlefish), 4350 nucleotides long. RefSeq names its product zinc finger protein 507-like. The transcript is spliced from 7 exons. Gene Ontology annotation, cellular component: nucleus. Lineage: Eukaryota; Metazoa; Chordata; Actinopteri; Acipenseriformes; Polyodontidae. The record is from RefSeq and is a predicted model, not a curated record. Bases 118 to 3105 code for a protein of 995 amino acids. Gene Ontology annotation, biological process: regulation of gene expression.
CAUUUUGCGCGCAGUGUGAAAGCCGUCUGAUUUACUGGAUAGGGAAAGGAUCAAAGUCUUUAAUUUACGGAGGCCAAAGAACAGCAGGAAUUACUUUACUGAACCAGUACUUCAGGUAUGGAGGAAAGCAGCAGUAUUGCUGUGCUGGUGCCAAACAGCAGGGGGCAAGAAGCAGUUCUAAUACCUGACAGUGUUGUGGGCUCCCGGUUGCAGGACAACGAUGGCAAACAAAAACAGAAAGCUACAGACUCUCUCAUCCAGGUCAUAGAAAAACUAAGCAAGAUAGUGGAAAACAAAAGGAAGAGGAGAUGUACCCUAGCGGGCAAGAAGCGUCCUCACCUGUAUCAAUCUGUGGUUCUCGAGACCAAAGAGAACUGUGAAAUCCCAGCAAAAAUGGCAAAAGACUCGGACACACUUGGGCAAAAUGUACCAUCUGUUGUGCAGGAGGAAUACUAUUUAUCAGAGGACCUGCCGGACACCAGUAGCAGGACAGUCACUUGCUACCAGUGCAGCCUCUGCAAAUUCAUUUCCCCAACCCUGCCUCUGUUGAAGGAGCACAUAAGACUACAUGACCGGCAAAAUGAGGUCAUAUUGAUGUGCUCCGAAUGCUGCUUCAUGUCCAAACGGCAAGAGGAACUGGAAGCCCAUGUCAAGAUUCACUUAGAUAGUGAGGAGAUGCACACAAGUGUAGUGGAAAAUCAUGAGCUUCAGAAUCUGAAUCUCUCAGCGGCAGCCGGGAAAGGUUUCGCUUACGCAGGGGGCCUUGGAAGCUUGCAGAUUAACAUGGAAGAUGAAGAGGUCAAAGGAAAUCUGGAGAGUUCAGUGGGAGACCAUGUGAAAAAAAAAUGGUACACGUAUGAGCAGUAUGGUAUGUACAGGUGCUUGAUCUGUAGCUACACCUGUGGUCAGCAGAGAAUGUUGAAGACGCACGCAUGGAAGCAUGCCGGCGAAGUCGAUUGCUCCUACCCUAUAUUCGAAGAUGAAUUGGAGCCUACUAGCCUCCCUGCAGAGCCACUGCCUCAAGCUGAUGAAGCUGUUGUUGUGCUGGCUCCAGUAAGCAAACCAGCAGACCUCUACAGCACUCCUCCAUUUCAUCUACAGCUUUGCACCUCUGCUACAGACGACAAUGGAAAGCCCAUUAUUGGCCAGACUGUUCAACAAAUCUCAGAGGAAGUGUGUCUACCGAAGGUCGCAAGCGCAACAUCCCAGGAGGAAGUAGUUGAGGAACAGGCUGUUGCUGAUUUGGAACAGGAUAACGCCACCUCGGAUAGCCUUCUCUCUUCGGCGCAAAAGAUAAUCAGCUGCAGCCCCAACAGAGUAGGACAUGUCAAUGUCAUAGUGGAGCGUCUUCCUGGGGCUGAAGAAGUAGGAGCCAGCAAGCAGUUCCUGAUGAGCCCCGACAUAGAGAAAAGGCUCAUCUCUGAUGAGCCCGAGAUGACUUAUUACGAGGACACUCCAGAGGUUUAUAAUGCCAGCAAAGGUACUGUUGCUGCUGAAGAGGUGAUCAUAGAUUGUUGCACCAAUGAGAAACAGUGCGAGGACAAGGAGGCUAAAGAAUCGACAGUGGCUGAUGAAAACGCCCCCCCAGUCCGGAGAAGGACACAUUCAGAGUCAUUGAGGUUGCACUCCUUGGCUGCUGAAGUCCUUGUUGCUAUGCCCACAAGAACUCCGGUGGCCAGUAUUAAAAGCAUUGUUGAGUUGAGCACGCAGAGCCCUGAUACUGGUCAAAGAUACAUCGAUAUAACCAAUGCAGUCCAACACAAAGUAAUAUCUGCUAUUAAUAAUACCUCUGAGGAUUUUGUCGAUUUGAAACGGGCCGGCACUGCACCGGUCGACUUGGAGUUGCAGAAGGUCAAGCCUGGGCUGUCGGAGGUGCCGGUCCGAAUGGGAAUCAGCAUGUCACUGCUCACGGUGAUUGAGAAGCUGAGAGAACGGACUGAUCAGAACACCUCGGAUGAAGAUAUUUUGAAGGAAUUGCAGGAUAAUGCUCAGUGCCAACUGAGCAGCGACGCAAGUUUGCCAGGGGGCAACCUGGUGGAGUAUAUUCCUGAAAGUGAUCGGCCAUACCGGUGCCGCCUGUGCCUCUACACCAGUGGCAACAAGGGCUACAUCAAACAGCAUCUGAGGGUACAUAGACAGAGGCAGCCUUACCAGUGUCCCAUCUGUGAACACAUUGCAGAGGACAGCAAGGAUCUCGAGAACCACAUGAUCAAUCACUGCAAAACUAGGAUGUACCACUGCAAGCAGUGUGAAGAAACCUUUUAUUACAAGAGCCAACUGAGGAAUCACGAACGAGAACAACAUGGUCUGCCCGAUACUUUGCCUGCGCUGUCGUCUGUUAAUGAGAGCAUCGUGCCUGUUGCUGAAGAAUCUGAAGAUAAAUACACAGAAGAAGAUCUGGCCUCUACCCAGAAAGUCUAUAAGUGUGAUGUCUGUGCUUACACAAGCUCGACAUACAUUGGUGUUCGGAACCACAGGAGAAUCCACAACUCUGAUAAGCCGUACAGGUGCAGCAGCUGUGACUUCGCCACAACAAACAUGAACAGUUUAAAAAGCCAUAUGAGACGCCAUCCACAGGAGCAUCAAGCAGUACAGCUAAUGGAACAGUACCAAUGCUCGCUGUGUGGCUAUGUAUGUAGCCACCCCCCUUCUUUGAAGUCUCAUAUGUGGAAGCACGCUGGUGACCAAAAUUAUAACUAUGAGCAAGUAAACAAGGCUAUUAAUGAAGCAAUUUCACAAAGCAGCAGGUCUCAGUGCCCUGUACCAAAAAUGAGUGAACCUGUUGAGAGAGCUAUGUCUGGACUUGCAGAGAAGUUGAUGCUGGAUCCUGAAACGCCAUCCUUGGCUUCAGAGGAGGACACAGGAGUUAUAGAACCAUCACAGGUAUCCAGCUCUACAACAAAAACCAGCUCAGAAAAAAGUGUGAGUCAGUCCCGGGCAGGGUCAGAGUACUGCGUCCUGCUUUUCUGCUGCUGUAUCUGUGGGUUUGAAUCCACCAGCAAAGAGCACCUGAUGGAGCAUAUGAAGAAGCAUGAGGGCGAGAUCAUUAAUAUCAUUCUGAACAGGGAACGAAGCUCCCAGGAGCCCCAGCGCAGCACACAGUAGACUGCAAUGCACUGCUUUAGCUUUACGCAAAAGCAGGCAGGUUAGAUCUGUUUUAAUAAGACCUUUUAGGUGUAUCUGUUUUGUUUGCAGGGUUUUUUAUAAUACUGUGUUUUUGUAUUUGUUUUGUUUUUAAACUGUAUUCAAAACUUGACAAGAUUACUCUUUUUCAUGUCUGAAAACAAUAUAAGAUUGACCUCUUUCCAUAGCUAUGCUGGCGAUCCUUUUAUUGUGUACAGAUUCUAGACUUCCACAUAACAGAGAGCAAUUCAGAUUUUGAAAAUGAGUACACUGAACUUCUAGAUUUAAAAUUCAAAAAGCUGAAGGUUAAACUGCAGUCUUUUAUAUUUGUGUAGUUUUGGUGUAAUUAAAAAAAAAAAAAAAAAAAAAAAAAAAAAAGUAAAUAGUUUUCUUCAUAAAACCAGCUUCUCAUUGUAAAAACACAGGUAUGUUAAUAAGCAAUCAUGGUUUUUUUAAGUUGAUAAAGGCAGCUUUUUACAGGUGACUGUAACAUACUCUAGGCAACGUUGGGAUGUACUACAGCUGUAAAUAUCUCAUACAAAAUAUGCAGAUUGUGUAUUUCAGUGAUUUAGUGUGUAAAUACCUUGGUAUUUAUUAUUUAUUUUCUAUUUAUGCAUGUAGUUUUCAGUUUUAUUGAAAAAAAACAAUGUAAACAAUGCACCUUUGCAUUGUCUUCAUGGUGCUAUUCAUCUGUCAAGACAUAAUGACAGGGAUCCUUGCCCUAAAGACCCAUCUGUACACACACUGUACCUGUGCUUCAACAUGCAGUAUUUUCAUUUAGAAUAUUUCAGGUAUUUAAAUUAUUAAAUAAAAUCCAAAUAAGACAGUUGCACAUUUGUCACAAGGCACAAAGUUUCAGUUUUAUUGUAGUUGGCUGCAAGUAAUACUUUUAAAGUUGCAUUAAAUUGCACAUGUUUAGUAUAGCUAAUACAAGUUAGUAAACUAUUGAUUCCAUUAAGGAGUGGAAUACUCUAAGAAGUAUUUUAGUUCUCAGAAAUAUGUAUAUAUAGUAGGCCUAUUUUUAUUUAUAUAUAUAUGUGUGUGUGUGUGUGUGUGUGUGUGAAAGAAGUCUAUGUGGACUCACAAUUGCCUCUUCCAGUUUGUGAAGUGCACCAAGAUAGGUCACACUCUCAAGAAAUAGGACAAGACCACUGUGAUUUUGUAUUUUUAUUCCGUUAAAAUAGCCAUAUAAUAUAUAAUUUAUUAUACACGCACACACAAAUACAG